UUAGUUGUAAAUCAACAGCUGACGUGGUAGGAUCGAACUCUCUGAUUAGAGUCUGUACCAAACGUAAGCCGGAAGUGAAUUUACAAUCAAAUAACCGUUCGAAAAACAAAAUACUCUGAAAUGUGGUAGAAGAAAACGAAUGAAAUGGCCAUCCGGCAGCUUCGGCUGGCGUCCAUGUUUCCGCCGGAAGUGAACGUGGCCUCGCAAAGGCGCCAAUUGUGCACCGCCCAGCUGCCCUCACCAUCAGUUCACGUGCCAUCGAUUUCGGUUCGACUGAACGGUUAUUCGCCGCGUGGUUUCCCAGGUGAGGGCCAUGAGGUCUUCGGUAGCCCAGUGCUGAUGCAAAACGGCGGUUCCGGAGUGCGACGUUGUGGUGCUUCAGCUGGUGGUGGAGGUGGUGAUUUUGUGAAUAAUUUAAAUCACAUCGUUAACGAUUGCGGCAUUAACGAUGACGAUGACGGUGCCAAGGAUAGCGCGCCCACCGAUGCUGGCCCGUUGGGCAUAAUGAAGCGCAUAUGCUCGGAAGGAAUCUUGUCGGCGGCAUCGUCAGGUUCUGGUUCCAGCAGUGGCGCUAGCACGGGGUACUACUGGAUGCUGAUGAUAACUCCGGUUGUGAGCAGUUUUUCGGUUGCCCUGGUCAUUGCCGCUGUUGCCGGACCUCAGUGGCUGCUGACGGAGGAAAAAAUACCGAAUGGCAACUACAACGGUACGAUGAACUACAACCAAAAGGACGAAGGGAUAUAUCUCACCAAAUAUACCAAAUCGUCACUUUGGAUGCUUUGCAGUAAGAUUGGAGGCAGCAUACUGGGCACGGCCGCAUCUGACUUCCAGUGCACGAUGAUAGCCUACUUCCCCCAGGAGGACUACAAUCCCGAUCCGCACGAUUCGACAAAUGCAAUUCCCUAUACGGUAAUCAACUCGUCACCUUUCUUCUUCACCUCCAGUGUGGUGCUCGUAAUCAGCUACGUUCUGUUUCUGGUGGCAAUGUGUUCAUCGAGGCGAAAGAUCUGUUAUUUCGUAUCCGGGGUACUAUUUAUAAUUACAGGUCUCAUCAUGCUGAUCGGAUUAAUCAUGUUCAUUUCAAUAUUGAAGGCAGAAAUCGGUUCCAAACUACGGCCACGCUCGUCCCUGCAGGCACCACUGUUCAUCUUCCGUUAUGGUCAGAGUUUUCUGCUGUUUGUAUUCGGUUUCAUCAUAACGGAAUUAUCGGGAAUCCUCAAUGUUCUCAUCUACUCAAAUUUACACCAACGGGAGUUUAGUCAUUCGCAAACGUACCCAACCUAUCAGAACUUGAGCAGACAUUUUGAUGACUCUACACCAAAGACAGACCCGCAGAAAACGUUUGCUCCGUACGACGGAAUGCAUCCGCGAUACUACUUCGAAGCGAAUGAUGGAUGUGCGGUGCACCGGAAACGAGCUCGGCAAACUUUGAUCAAAAGUUUGAACGAACUAUACACGGAACCGGCACCGGUGAUGAAAAGUACUGCAACCGCUACAUCACCUCCAUUUGCUAAGCCGGUGGACAUUUCGGCUCCUUCCAGGAUUGAGAUCAUGGCCGGAAGUGGCAAACUGACGAGAAGUGUUUCGACAUGCACCGAUAUAGUGAUGGCAGAUGAACACAAGAACGAUGAAGCAGGACAAAGUGAUGAAAAUCUGAAGAACAUUUGCGGUAUAUCCAAACAGUAUUUUACAAAGGAACUGUCUAAGGAAAAGCUUUUUAAUGAGUUUUGUAAGAAAGUUGGACCACGACCGAAGCCAAAAAAUAUAUACUAUAUCGAGGAGGACGGAAAGAAUGGGGAUGGAUUCCAAAAUGUGUUCGUGAUCGAGGGAAAUAACAGCGAUGACGAUAAGUUCAAGCGAAGGCGACGGAAUUCCAUGUUGAGUGAUUCGUACGAACGACGCCAAAGAGUUAAAUCGGAUAAUUCGUUAGACCAAGCCUUUGGAAUGCACCGAUCUUACGAUGGAUUACUGCGAAAUAACCUUGACAUGAGACAGACUUUACCGAGAAAUUUUUUGAAAAAAAAUUAUAACCAUUUCGCGGAAAAUGAGUUGGACUACGAUCGAGGCGGAUUCAGCAGUUUGGACGAUUUAGCAGAUCAGACUACGUGGAAUCGUCGAAUAUCCGCUAGCGGAAUAUUAGAACCCGUUAGAUCAAACGCUUCGCAAAAUAACAUUGAUUCCAUCGCCUCGUACCACAACCAAUCCAAUUGGCCGAAGAUGAUUCCCAAGUCCACCACCGAUUUCACCAGCUUACAACAGAAGCAUCUCCUGCAGCCUACCUCUCCGUCUUACGCCGAUUACGCCGUGAACUCACCGGUUCAGGUUCAUCGCAGUUACGGUGAUCUAACUAAACAUCAAUACGUCCGCAUUCAGCAUCCAUCGCUGGUGGGUUACCAUGCUGCCAAAAUGUCCGGACCGAUCUCGCCUGUUUUCGAUCUCGACAAAAUUGAAUGCGAACGCCGCAAAUCGCACUCCCAGCUGUUUCUCAAUAGUCCUGCUCCGCCGCAGCAUUACGACUACGUCAACGGGACGGCUGUUUGAAGAAACAUUUUCUCGUAUUGACAGAAUUAUACCACCUUUCGGAGUCAGGGUAAAAAAUAAUACAUAGUUAACAACCAUCGUAGCCAAUACAGCAAAGUUAGCACAAUUUACUCAUCAUAGUGCGAUCGAUCAUGAGCGCUUUGGUGUUGAAUGCAACUGCAUAUCACCUACUUCGUAUGUUUUUAGGAUUAUUGUUAGAUAUCUAUGUUUGUAUACAUGGCUUGUACUCUAAAUAUACAAUAUACUAGGUGGAUUAAAACAGAUUUUUGCG
Messenger RNA from Malaya genurostris, 2812 nucleotides. RefSeq lists its product as uncharacterized. NCBI's taxonomy places the organism in Eukaryota, Metazoa, Arthropoda, Insecta, Diptera, Culicidae. Gene Ontology annotation, molecular function: channel regulator activity; voltage-gated calcium channel activity. Gene Ontology annotation, cellular component: AMPA glutamate receptor complex; postsynaptic density membrane. Gene Ontology annotation, biological process: neurotransmitter receptor transport, postsynaptic endosome to lysosome; positive regulation of synaptic transmission, glutamatergic; neurotransmitter receptor internalization. The record is from RefSeq and is a predicted model, not a curated record. Bases 145 to 2541 code for a protein of 798 amino acids. The transcript is spliced from 6 exons.